Messenger RNA from Oryza brachyantha (malo sina), 2254 nucleotides. Its product is annotated as replication protein A 70 kDa DNA-binding subunit B. The record is from RefSeq and is a predicted model, not a curated record. Gene Ontology annotation, molecular function: damaged DNA binding; single-stranded telomeric DNA binding. Gene Ontology annotation, biological process: DNA replication; nucleotide-excision repair; double-strand break repair via homologous recombination. Gene Ontology annotation, cellular component: DNA replication factor A complex; nucleus. The transcript has 12 exons. Bases 84 to 1982 code for a protein of 632 amino acids. NCBI's taxonomy places the organism in Eukaryota, Viridiplantae, Streptophyta, Magnoliopsida, Poales, Poaceae.
CGCCGCCUCCGCCUCCGCCGCAGCUGCACCUUCUUCUUCCGGGAGAGAGACGACUUCGCCGGGGUUUGCGUGGUAGUUAAGCCAUGGACGCUGAUGCGGCACCGUCUGUGACGCGGGGCGCGGUGGCGUUCAUCCUGGAGAACCCGUCGCCGGCGGCCGCCGACGUGCCGGGGAUCGUCCUCCAGGUCGUCGACCUCAAGCCCAUCGGCAGCCGCUUCACUUUCAUGGCGAGCGAUGGCGAGGCCAAGAUAAAGACGAUGCUCCCCACCCAGUUCUUGCCGGAGGUGCGCUCCGGCAACCUCCAGAAUCUCGGCCUCAUCCGCGUCCUCGACUACACCUGCAACACCAUCCCCAGCCAGUCGGAGAAGGCCUUGAUUAUCACCAAGUGCGAGGUCGUCGCCAAGGCGCUGGAUUCCGAGAUCAAGAGCGAGGCGGACGAACAAGAGGAGAAGAAGCCAGCGAUCGUCUUGAACCCAAAGGAGGAAUCCGUCGAACCCGCGGCGCUCUCCAAGCCCACGAACGCGCCGCCGCCCCCUGCUCCGAUCGCGCUGAAGCCCAAGCAGGAGGUGAAGUCCGCCUCUCAGAUCGUGUACGAGCAGCGCGGGAAUGCUGCUCCUGCGGCGCGCUUGGCCAUGACGAGGAGGGUGCAUCCAUUGAUCUCCCUGAACCCCUACCAGGGCAACUGGGUCAUCAAGGUGCGCGUCACAAGCAAGGGCAACCUGAGGACGUACAGGAAUGCUCGUGGAGAAGGCUGCGUCUUCAACGUGGAGCUCACCGAUGAGGAUGGCACCCAGAUCCAGGCCACCAUGUUCAACGAGGCCGCAAAGAAGUUCUACCCGAUGUUUGAGCUGGGGAAGGUCUACUACAUCUCCAAGGGCUCUCUCAGAAUCGCCAACAAGCAGUUCAAGACUGUCCAUAAUGACUACGAGAUGACUCUGAAUGAAAAUGCUGUUGUCGAGGAAGCGGAGGGUGAAACAUUUAUCCCACAGAUUCAGUACAACUUUGUCAAAAUUGAUCAGCUAGGACCAUAUGUCGGUGGCAGGGAGCUAGUAGAUGUCAUCGGGGUUGUUCAGAGCGUAUCUCCUACUCUGAGCAUUAGGAGAAAGAUUGACAAUGAGACGAUUCCAAAGCGUGACAUCGUUGUAGCAGAUGACUCGAGCAAAACUGUCACAAUAUCUCUUUGGAAUGAUCUUGCCACCACUACUGGUCAGGAGCUCUUGGACAUGGUUGACUCUGCGCCUAUCGUUGCGAUAAAGUGCAUGAAAGUAUCUGACUUUCAAGGUUUGUCUCUGUCAACUGUGGGUAAAAGUACAAUUGCAGUGAAUCCUGACUUGCCUGAGGCCGAAAAGCUUAGAGCUUGGUAUGAUUCUGAAGGCAAGGGUACUUCAAUGGCAUCAGUUGGUUCGGAUAUGGGUGCAUCAAGGGCUGGUGGAGCGAGAUCCAUGUACAGUGAUAGAGUUUUUCUAUCUCACAUCACAAGUGACCCCAACUUGGGGCAGGAUAAGCCCGUGUUCUUCAGUCUGAAUGCCUACAUAAGCCUCAUCAAGCCUGAUCAAACCAUGUGGUACCGGGCUUGCAAGACCUGCAACAAGAAGGUGACUGAGGGAAUUGGAUCAGGAUACUGGUGCGAAGGCUGCCAGAAGAAUGACGCUGAGUGCUCACUGAGGUACAUCAUGGUCAUCAAGGUCUCCGACCCUACUGGUGAGGCCUGGUUUUCUUUGUUCAACGACCAGGCCGAGAGGAUCGUUGGCUGCAGCGCAGACGAGCUUGAUCGGAUCAGGAAGGAGGAGGGUGAUGACAGCUACCUUCUCAAGCUGAAGGAAGCUACCUGGGUUCCUCACCUGUUCCGCGUCAGUGUCACUCAGAAUGAGUACAUGAACGAGAAGAGGCAAAGGAUCACUGUGAGAAGCGAAGCUCCGGUAGACCACGCAGCUGAAGCCAAGUACCUGCUCGAGGAGAUAGCAAAGCUUACUGCUUUCUAGAUGGCAAUGUUUUGGUGGUGGCUUAGAAGUGCUUGUCCUGAAAGCUUUUGAGAUGUGAUAGCUUUAUAAGUUAUGGUUUAUCAACUGCAAUUAGUUGCUAAGUUGGUAGUGCUAGCCUUUUGUAUUAUAUGUAGAUGCUUGCUUAACUUGUUUUGAAGCAAUCAGAGCGUUAAGCUGUUAUGCGGCUGUCAUUUCUUCAAAUAUGCUGAACAGAUCGGGAAAUUAACGGUGGAAAUUAGUAACUAAUUAGUGUUCAUGUGCUGUUCAUUGCU